AUGGAUGAGCAACGCGCAAUUCAGCGGGAACGCCAGCUCGCCGAGAGUGUACGCGAGCACGAGAAGCAGGAAGCUGCUCGCAAGCCCAUGACCGAAGAGGAGAAACAGGCAGCGGCCAAAGCUGAGUACGAGAAGCUUUUGAACAUGCGGUCUGGUGGCACAUACAUUCCUCCCGCUCGACUGCGCGCGUUGCAGGCGCAAAUCACGGAUAAGACGAGUAAGGAGUACCAGCGCAUGGCCUGGGAGGCGUUGAAGAAGUCGAUCAACGGUCUGAUCAACAAGGUCAACGUUUCCAACAUCAAGUAUAUCGUGCCAGAGCUUUUUGCCGAGAACUUGGUCCGGGGCCGUGGCUUGUUCUGUCGAUCCAUCAUGAAGGCGCAAGCUGCCAGUUUGCCUUUUACGGCAAUCUACGCGGCGAUGACCGCCAUUGUGAACACGAAAUUACCCCAGGUUGGAGAGCUGCUGGUCUCUCGGUUGAUCAUUCAAUUCCGCAAGGCAUUCAAACGAAAUGACAAAGCUGUUUGCAUCUCGUCUACGACUUUUAUUGCACACCUUGUCAACCAUCAAGUCGCCAACGAGAUGCUUGUCGCGCAGAUCCUGCUUUUGCUGCUCCACAAGCCCACCGACGACAGUGUGGAAAUCGCAGUCGGUCUCACCCGGGAAGUCGGACAGCACUUGGAGGAAAUGAACCCUCAAAUCGCGAAUGCCGUUUUCGACCAGUUCCGGAAUAUCCUCCACGAAGCCGAUAUCGAUAAGCGUGUGCAGUACAUGAUUGAAGUCCUGUUCCAAGUGCGCAAGGACCGGUAUAAGGAUAACCAAGCAAUCAAGGAGGAGCUUGAUCUGGUGGAGGAAGAGGAUCAAAUCACACAUCAAAUUGGGUUGGAUGAUGAGGUCGAAACCAUGGACACUCUGAACAUUUUCAAGUUCGAUCCAGAAUGGGAACAGAAUGAGGAGAAAUAUAAGAAGUUAAAGGCCGAGAUUCUUGGCGAGGACAGCGAUGAGGAUGAAGACGAUGAUGACGAGGACGAGAGUUCCGAAGAUGAACCGGACGCCGAGGAACAGAAGAUGGAUAUUAAGGAUCAGACCAAUACAGACCUGGUCAACCUUCGUCGGACGAUCUACUUGACGAUCAUGUCGAGUAUCGACUUUGAAGAAUGCUGUCACAAGCUGAUGAAGAUCAACCUUCCGGCCGGUAUGGAGCCUGAACUGCCUUCCAUGAUCAUCGAGUGUUGCUCUCAGGAACGCACUUACUCCAAGUUUUAUGGUUUGAUUGGAGAGCGGUUUGCCAAGAUUAACCGGCUCUGGUCUGACCUGUUUGAGGCCGCGUUCGCCAAAUACUACGACACUAUCCACCGCUAUGAGACGAACCGCCUGCGGAACAUUGCACGGUUCUUUGGACAUAUGCUCAGCAACGACGCCAUUGGCUGGCACGUUCUGUCUGUGAUCCAUAUGAAUGAGGAGGAGACGACCUCCAGUAGCCGUAUCUUCAUCAAAAUCCUCUUCCAGGACCUCGCAGAGAAUCUUGGCCUGCCCGGCCUGCAAACCCGUUUCAGAGACGAGAUCCUACGGCCCAGCUUCGAGGGUCUGUUCCCACUCGAGAACCCGCGCCACACUCGCUUCUCGAUCAACUACUUCACCAGUAUUGGUAUGGGUGUGUUGACAGAAGACAUGCGCGAGCAUCUCAAGAAUGCUCCUCGUCCUACCGUGCCCGCCCUGCCUGCACGCACUUCCCGCUCACCAUCAGACCGGUCAUACUCGCGGUCUUCAUCCUAUACUCGCUCCUCUCGCUCAAGAUCUCGUUCCUACUCUCGUUCCCGCUCCCGCUCCUACACCUAUUCUCGUUCUCCCUCAAGGGACCGUGGCCGGUCCUACUCCUGCUCCAUCCCUCCUGAUUCACGAGGCCGAAGUUACACACCAUCGCUCUCCCGCUCACGCUCGCGCUCUCCUGUCCGCCGCGGCCCACGAGAUGCGUCAAACAGUCGGUCCAGAUCCCGAUCUCGGACUGUAUCGCGUACUCCAGAUCGACGCAGCCGGGCCCGCUCCUACUCGCGCAGCCCUAGCCGCAGCCCGGUCCGCCGUUCAGUCUCUCGAUCAGCCUCCCCUCCACGCCGAGGGCCGGCCACGGCUAGCCGGCGAGGCCGUAGCUACUCGAGGUCACUUUCUCGAUCGGCAUCGCCCCCUCGUCGGGAACCGGCUGCUAAGAACGCAAGACGGCACUCAUCAGCAUCAGCAUCGCCUCCACCUCGCCGUGAUCGUGACCGGUCUAUUUCUCGAUCUCCUUCGCGCUCUCCUGUUAGACGACGUGAUGACUCCCGGGGUCGAAGCUACUCGCGGACUCCCCCUCGUCGCCGCUAA
Messenger RNA from Penicillium daleae, 2355 nucleotides. Its product is annotated as Pre-mRNA-splicing factor cwc22. Gene Ontology annotation, biological process: mRNA splicing, via spliceosome. The coding region runs from base 1 to 2355 and encodes 784 amino acids. Gene Ontology annotation, molecular function: protein binding; RNA binding. The record is from RefSeq and is a predicted model, not a curated record. Gene Ontology annotation, cellular component: catalytic step 2 spliceosome. Lineage: Eukaryota; Fungi; Ascomycota; Eurotiomycetes; Eurotiales; Aspergillaceae. The transcript has a single exon.